Molecule: messenger RNA, 2554 nt
Organism: Zea mays
Lineage: Eukaryota; Viridiplantae; Streptophyta; Magnoliopsida; Poales; Poaceae
Product: cationic amino acid transporter 6, chloroplastic
Exons: 4
Coding region: 154-2307 (717 amino acids)
Biological process (GO): amino acid transport; transmembrane transport
Cellular component (GO): plasma membrane
Molecular function (GO): amino acid transmembrane transporter activity
Source: RefSeq, a predicted model, not a curated record
AGUAGCUAGCAGACCGCCGCGCCCCCCGCGCCUCUUUAAAUACCGCGGCCUCCACCUCCACUCGACGACCACUCCCCGCACUCUCCACCCGUGAGCCGCUCCCCCUUCCGUCCCGGCCCUCCCGCUUCCCCGAAUCCCGGAGAAACCGCCGCCAUGGACAAGGCCGCGCUGGUGGCUGAGAACAGCACGGACGCCGGCGGGUCGUCGUCGUCGUUCUCGGGCCUGCGCGCGUACGGGCGCGCGCUGGCGCAGACGCCGCGGCGCCUGGCGCGGCGCGCGUGCGCCGCCACGGCGCCCCGCGAGGAGAUGAGCCGCGUGCGCGCGCGGUCGGGCCCGCGCAUGGCGCGCGCGCUGCGGUGGUGGGACCUGGUGGGGCUCGGGCUCGGCGGCAUGGUGGGCGCCGGCGUGUUCGUGACCACGGGCCGCGCCGCCCGCAUCUACGCGGGGCCCGGCCUCGUCGUGUCCUACGCCAUUGCCGGCCUCUGCGCGCUGCUCUCCGCCUUCUGCUACACCGAGUUCGCCGUCGACAUGCCCGUCGCCGGCGGCGCCUUCAGCUACCUCCGCGUCACCUUCGGGGAAUUCGCGGCAUUCCUGACGGGGGCGAACCUGAUCAUGGAGUACGUCUUCUCCAACGCCGCCGUGGCGCGCAGCUUCACGGCGUACCUCGGCACGGCGGUGGGUGUGGACGCGCCCAGCAAGUGGAGGAUUCCUGUGCCGGGCCUGCCCCAGGGGUUCAACCAGGUGGACCUCGUCGCCGUCGGCGUCAUCCUCCUGCUCUCUGUCUGCAUCUGCUACAGCACAAAGGAGAGCUCGGUGGUGAACCUGGUGCUGACGGGCGUGCACGUGGUGUUCAUCCUCUUCAUCAUCGUCAUGGGGUUCGCGCACGGCGACGCGCGCAACCUGAGCAGGCCCGCCGACCCGGCCCACAGCCCCGGCGGCUUCUUCCCGCACGGCGCCGCGGGCGUGUUCAACGGCGCGGCCGCGGUGUACCUGAGCUACAUCGGCUACGACGCCGUGUCCACCAUGGCCGAGGAGGUGGAGCGGCCUGACCGCGACAUCCCCGCCGGCGUCUCCGGCUCCGUCGUCCUCGUCACCGUGCUCUACUGCCUCAUGGCCACCUCCAUGUCCAUGCUCCUCCCGUACGACGCGGUACGUACGUCAGUCAGUCAGUCAGCAUGCUUGCCGAGUGAAAUGAAAGAGGACGCGAAGUCGGCAGCCAUGUACAGUGACAGUGCCACUGCCACUGGCAUUGUUUUCUAUGACACUUUUGCGGAUAUUGGUCGUGCGAUCUGGAAUGAAUCUAUACUAUACUCUGCUGUCCCAAUCCCAAUCGCAGAGGGGACGUCCUGCAACUUUCUGGGAGUGAAGAAGUCGGAGAGAGAGAGAGAGAAAAAGAAGCAUCUUGGCACUUCACUCGUCUGCUUUCCACACAAGUGGGCAUGGACAUGGACUUGUGGCAGAUUUUUCUCAACUGGUUCUGGAUGUUGUUUUCCUGUCGUGCAGAUCGACCCGGAGGCGCCGUUCUCGGGGGCGUUCAAGGGGCGGGACGGGAUGGCGUGGGUGUCCAACGUCAUCGGCGCCGGCGCGAGCCUCGGCAUCCUCACGUCACUGAUGGUGGCCAUGCUGGGGCAGGCCCGGUACCUGUGCGUCAUCGGCCGCUCCGGCGUCGUGCCCGCCUGGCUCGCCAGGGUCGACCCCCGCACCGCCACCCCCAUCAACGCCUCCGCCUUCCUCGGCCUGCUGACGGCGGCGCUGGCGCUGUUCACGGAGCUGGACGUGCUCCUGAACCUCGUCUCCAUCGGCACGCUCUUCGUUUUCUACAUGGUGGCCAACGCCGUCGUGUACCGCCGCUACGUGGGCGACCCGUGCCCCGGCUCCGGCCAGAAGAGGAGGGCCUGGCCGGCGCUGGCCUUCAUCGCGGCCUUCUCCCUCAUUGCGAUCUCCUUCACGCUGCUGUGGCAGUUCGCGCCGGGGGGCGCCGCCAAGGUCGGGCUCCUGUCCGGGACCGCGGCGGUCGCAGUCGCCGCGGUUGUCGCGUUCCAGGCGCUGGUGCCGCAGGCGCGCGAGCCCGAGCUGUGGGGCGUGCCCGGGAUGCCCUGGGUGCCCGCCGCGUCCGUCUUCCUCAACGUAUUCCUGCUCGGCUCGCUUGACCGCCCGUCGUACGUCCGGUUCGGCUUCUUCUCGGCCUUCGCAGUGCUGUUCUACGUGUUCUACAGCGUGCACGCCAGCUACGACGCCGAGGAGGGCGGCGCGGUGGACGGAGGCGGCGGCGGCGACAAGCUGCAGGACCAAGGAUGCGAUGUGUAGGCGUGUAGCAGAGUGGCUGACGUAGGCAGACAGCUCAGCCUUCCUUGAUCUACCUUUUGCUUUGUUUUUUUGUUAUGUUUAGAUGUUUUUAGUAGGUUCUUAGAACUAAUUGUCAUUGAGUUAGUGCUGAUGCAUGUCCGUGACACCCUCGAGGGAAAAACAACCUGAAGGAAAUAGAGAGAGAAAUGACAGGCAGAUGCAAGAUGAAAUGCGACUACAUAUAUCCUUCACAUUUUUUUGGUUAUUA